AUGAUUUAUGAAUUAUCUUUACUCAAUUUAAAGAAUAUCAAGUAAAAAAAGUAAGAUCUUUUAAGUAUAUAUCAAAUAUUUGAAAGAUUAGAAGAUAAAAAUUAAAUUCUAUCAGUCUUAGCCAAAUCCAACCUUAAUUUAGAUGAUGUUAAUUUUAAUCAUGAAGAAUUAGUAAUCUUCCUAAAAAAAUUAGAUGAAAGUGAUUUAGUUUAUUAUUUGUCAGAAUUUUUAGAAUCUACUUUAACAUAUGUUGCUAAAAAUAUUAAUGACUUCCAACCAGAUGAUUGGUGUUACACAUUUUAUUUACUUUACAAAUAUAUUGUCAAAGAUCACGAAGAACCUAGUAAAUUUGAUAAUGAUUUAAAUAUCUUAAAGUAAUAUAUCAAAUUGAGAUAUAUGACAAGUUACAGACAGACAAUCCCUAUCAAUAGUUCAUACUAUAAAAUAUUAUCAGUAGUAGAAAUAGAAGUAUUUUUUGCUGACGAUUUACUCAAUUUAUAUUGA
Messenger RNA from Paramecium sonneborni, 504 nucleotides. Lineage: Eukaryota; Ciliophora; Oligohymenophorea; Peniculida; Parameciidae. The record is from the annotation of a GenBank genome assembly.